Messenger RNA from Seminavis robusta, 3454 nucleotides. Lineage: Eukaryota; Bacillariophyta; Bacillariophyceae; Naviculales; Naviculaceae. The record is from the annotation of a GenBank genome assembly.
AUCAUUCGAUAACAAUGGUCAGGGCAAGGUACCCUCCUUGUUGUUGCAGUAUGAUGGUGCACAAAAUCUUCAUGUAAUCUACCCUCGUGAAAGAGCGUCGCCGAAUUCACCUUUUGGCAUCGUCUAUCCGAUGCCAACAUGGGAACAACGGGAUUGUCUUCUGCUGUCGCCUUGCCAAAGGCUUUACAAUGGGACUUGUCAACCCGACGGGGCCUGUGUUUGUCCAGAGCCCCUCACUUCGCUUCCUACCAAGGGGACCAGCGCCACGUGCAAGGAGAAAAUUCCCAUUGAAGAUAUGGGAUUCAUAAACUCGGGAAUCGUUCGGGUGGGCUAUUCCAUGGUGGCCAUUCAGGCUGGUUUGUCGCUAUUCUUCUUGGGGUGGACAUGGAAACAUAGAAAUCAAAGCGGUGUUGUGCGAUUAUCGCAACCCAUCUUUCUGGGUGUUAUUGCCGUAGGGGCGCUGGUCAUGGCAAUGGCCAUCAUCCCCAUGGCAACCGAAACAGGGUAUCGGUGGCAAAUCGAAGCCGGCAAUCCAUCCGAACAGACCAAAGUACCCAACCCGGACAUUCGCAUGGUCGAUGCCGCUUGCAUGGCGUGGUUAUGGUUGGUGGCAUUGGGGUUUGUCAUGAUCUACGCCGGUUUAUUCGCCAAGCUUUGGAGAGUCAAAAUGCUUAUGAAUUCGGCAGCAACCAUGCGACGUCGAGAGAUAACCCCCCGAGAUGUCGGGUACAUCAUGGUUAUUAUGUUGCUGUUGGAGGGCACCAUCUUGUUGGUUUGGCAGCUUGUUGCCCCCCUUCAGUGGCAGCGAGAGAUUGUGCUAUCGGACGAACACGGGUACCCAUUGAAGUCUGUUGGGCGAUGUACUUCAGACCAUGCCGGAGCAUUUGGUGCGGCCCUUGCGAUCCUCAAUGGAGGGUGUCUUGUCUAUGCACUUGUUCUGGCUUACUCAGAAAGAAACAUGCCAACGCAAUUGUCAGAAGGCACCUGGAUUGCUCUCAGUGUGGGAUCCACAUUCCAAAUUCUCCUCUUGUCAAUCCCCACACUUGUGAUAGCCCACGACGACACCAAUGCCAGUUUCUUUGUUCGAUCCACCAUCAUCUUUCUGGUCAGCAGCACGUCCACGCUACUCAUCUUCGGACCCAAAUUCUAUCGACUACACUUUGCCAAGGCGGAAGAACCAAGUGAUCGACGGGGUUCGACGCGGAUAUCUGGGCUAAAUUUCCCCAAUUCCAGCCCCAUGACCAGCAGGUACUCCAGCCGAAUUUCUUCCCGUUACUCCAGUGCAAGAUUUAGCGUUGCGAACAACUUCAGCAAUCACCCAAGCGGCGAAUUCAGCAUCUCAGCCACUGAGCUAGAAAGAGAGUUGGAGCUGCCGCGCAAAGACGACGACGAUACCUGUGGUAGCGGUUUUACAAGAGCUGUCACGACGGCCAACGGAACAUUGCCAGAGAGGGUGUCUGAGGAGGCGUCGAUAAGAGACUCUAUUGUGGAAGAGACGAAGGACGCCCAAGAUGCGCCCUUUGGUCCAGACGCCGAGGAGAAUGUUCCAUGCACCGAGGGUGUGUAGCCAGCACGAACACAAUCAUUAGCUUGGGUCCAUCAAGCUAGAAUAGAUGAAUUAUCAUGGAUGGGGCCCAAUUUAUUGCUGCAGGUGCGGUCUGUCAGAGGCAGCUUCAGACAGAUGUGUACCAUGGCUUCACUGAGUACCCAUCAGCACUGGCAAUGUCAUCGGGAACGAUGCAGCUUUGGACGAGGAGUCUCAUUCAGUGGGCAGGAGGUAACUUUCGCGCACAAAACCAAAGCACCCAGAGGCAGUGAAUCAUUUGCAUCUAAACACCGCUGUGCACAUGUUGAAAACGGGGAAAACUGACUGAACCAUCUGGCUUGCAAGCUGUUCUCGGUCUUCUGAUCAGAGUUGUUGGGUUGCAAGAGAAGGACGAGGUCAAAAGCUAAUUGACGUCAAGAUAUCGGUAUGACAUCCAAUCAUUUGGAAAACGCACACGUUGAAAGUAUGGGUACUGCAAUGGUGCGAAGCAUUGGCCAGUUGCAGGAUAGCACACAACUGCUGGGGAUUAUCUACUGAACUGCUACCAAGAAGCAUUGGGAUUCUGGUGUUUAAUAAUCAAUCUACAGGUAGGGACUCUGUAGCAUGGCAAAGCUAAUCACUUUGUACCAUAUUUCUGCUGUUAGUUUUGCAGAAUGGCUGUUACUUCUGAGUGCGGACCAUAAGGCUGAAAAAUUGAAAACAGCGACCGGUUGAGCACUCUCUUAUUUGAUACACACAUCUUUCAUUUUUUGACUGUAUCUUGGAGAGUCCUUACGGUGCGGUGAACCACCACAUUCCAAUUUAGCCGCUUGUGUGUUACCGGUAGAAUUCCUCGGAUAGAUUUCAAACUAUAGGUAGAUUGCGCACAGGAAUCCAUCAGGGAUACAAAGGCUUCAUUCUCCCAGGAGGCAAUUUGCUUCAUAAUGGCUGGGGCCAAUUCGCCUUCCACCGUUUUCGGGGAGAAUCCUCUUGUGGAUCGAAGUUGAAAGUUCCCCCCCUCAAAGGAGAAGGAGCAAAUGUUUAAUUUUCCCAAUAUUGAUGCAUCUGAUUUGAUGGUCCAUUCAGCGGACCAGAAACCUGUUCGGCUCUUUGCUUCAUCCACCCGUUCGGCAUAUGUUCGCAAUACAACUUCAUCAUUGUUGCUUCCUGGAGAAAUGUCUCCACGAGAGAUAACAUCCUUUCCACCACUGUAGAUCCCAUCUUGGUACUUGGUCAGCUCUUCUUUCAAUGAAGCCGCCAUAGGAUGGGACAGGUCUUCUUGAGUCGCAGCGCAAGUAUUACGCUGAUGGUGAUUUCUUAUUUCGGCCCAAGCAUCAUCUGGAACCGAAGAACCUGCAAGCUUCUGCAUGUCCUCCAACAAAGCAUUGAAUUUACCAGCAGGUGCUGAUUGCAGCACUUCUCUAAUGAACUCUAGUUGGUCAGGGGAGGCCAUGGUGGUAUCUUCCUCAAUCUGACAGGAUAUAAACAAGCACUUUCACGCACAUUCCACGCACAUCCCCAAUGCUUUCAACGGAGAAGGAUCUUUAGAAAACUCAGCAAGGCUGCUGGCAUACCGGUACAGUGCACAGUGUGCAUGUACGGGUGUCUCCGCUUUGGGUUUCGCCUUUUGGCAACCCAUCAUCUUUCCAUCGACUACAGCAUCGUUCGGUACAUUAUGUUACUAACACCACACCAAGGCAUAUUAUCCCCUUCGUCUGCAUGGACUGGACGACACUGUCUUCGCAUGCUCGGAAGACAAAACUGAAAUGAGGAAAAUAAAAGCAUGCACUGGUGGAAUUGUUAUGGCUACAUGCAACAUUAAUACCGGUUUCGAAAAAGAACUUUUUGCGCACGGUGGGUAAUGUUUCGCUGCAUAAAUAAAUAUAACUUGGCCGGUUCCCCUACCGGUACAUGAGGAGACCGAACCAG